AUGACCUUAGAUGCAGUGGCUUUUCCAUACAAAACAUUAACUCACGGUUCCAAAGAUUACUUGUAUUCAUUAGUUGAAACUGUUGCAAGUGAAGAAUCUUGGAGCAACAACAACUACACUUUCCAAACAACAGCAACAGAAGAAGAAGAAGACGACCUUUAUGGAAUUAUCAACAAGAAUUUUUAUUCUCCUUCUCCUUCAGUGGGGCAUACUGGUAGGGAUUCAAAGUCUUCCACUGAAGCUUCCAAUCUUCCUUCGAACUUCGUGCUCGAAGGUGCCGCCGCGCCAAUCAGUCGUAGGCGCAAACGACGUCGCACUGCUAUUGCGAAAAACGAGGAUGAAAUCGAGAGCCAGCGGAUGACUCAUAUUGCAGUUGAGCGUAAUCGAAGAAAACAAAUGAACGAGUACCUUGCUGUGCUCAGAUCUAUGAUGCCGCGUUCUUAUGCUAAAAGGGGUGAUCAAGCAUCAAUAGUUGGAGGCGCAAUCAACUUCUUAAAGGAGCUAGAGCACAUUAUCCAAUCCAUGAAAGGACAAAAGAAAAUAAAAGAGCAACGAGCACAUGAAAAUGGAUUCAACGUUGAAGUGACAUUGGUUGAUUGCCAUGCCAAUAUAAAGAUAAUGUUGAAGAAACAAAAUGGACAUGUGAUGAAGAUGGUUAUUGGGAUUCAAAACCUUGGCCUCAAUAUUCUUCACCUAAAUGUUUCUACUCUCGAUCAUUUGGUUCUUGUCUCGGUUAGCGUUAAGGUAGAGGAAGGGUGUGAACUGAAGACGGUGGAUGAAAUUGCAGCUGCUAUGAAUCAACUAUCACUGAAAAUCCAGGCAGAAGCUGUAUUAUAA
Molecule: messenger RNA, 837 nt
Organism: Vicia faba (fava bean)
Lineage: Eukaryota; Viridiplantae; Streptophyta; Magnoliopsida; Fabales; Fabaceae
Source: the annotation of a GenBank genome assembly